Molecule: messenger RNA, 2271 nt
Organism: Xenopus laevis (African clawed frog)
Lineage: Eukaryota; Metazoa; Chordata; Amphibia; Anura; Pipidae
Gene: galnt14.L
Product: polypeptide N-acetylgalactosaminyltransferase 14 L homeolog
Exons: 15
Coding region: 220-1887 (555 amino acids)
Biological process (GO): protein O-linked glycosylation; protein O-linked glycosylation via N-acetylgalactosamine
Cellular component (GO): Golgi apparatus; Golgi membrane
Molecular function (GO): polypeptide N-acetylgalactosaminyltransferase activity; carbohydrate binding
Source: RefSeq, a predicted model, not a curated record
UUCCCAUUCCCAUCCCAAUAGUAGCGGUGUGGGCUCGGGUGCAGCAGCGGCUGCUCCGGGGGGUCCCGUUCCUUUUCAUGUUGCAGCGGGUGUCUGUGUCCGGGUGUUUCAGUGAGCGGGUGACAGUCCGGCGGUGAUUGGCUGCCCCUUCCCAUGAGCCAUUCCAGCACUCGCACCCCGGCGGGGCUAUGUUAGAGGAGCUGCCCCCGUGCCCAGAACAUGAGGCGAAUGGCACGCAGACUGGCUCUGUCCCUGGCAGGACUUCUCUGGAUCGCUCUGAUCAUCUUCUUCUUCUUGGGGGGCAGAAGUAAGUUGGAAGCGGAGGAAUCCGAAGGGGAUCCGGCUAAGGAGGGAGACGUAGACUGGGAUGAUCUAUGGGACCAGUUUGAUGAGAGAAGAUAUUUAAAUGCCCAGAAAUGGAGACCCGGGGAAGAUCCCUACAGGCUUUAUGCUUUCAACCAGCGGGAAAGUGAGAGAAUCCCCAGCGAUCGUGCCAUUAAGGACACCAGACACUACAGAUGUACAGAAUUGCACUACCAAUCCGAUCUUCCACCUACUAGUGUUAUAAUUACCUUUCACAAUGAAGCAAGAUCCACUCUCCUGAGAACCAUUAGGAGUGUACUAAACCGAACACCUAUGCACCUAAUCCAUGAAAUCCUACUAGUGGAUGACUUCAGUGAUAACUUGGACGACUGCCGACUGCUGAGCAAGUUGCCCAAAGUGAGAUGCCUGCGCAAUGAGCAAAGAGAAGCAGGUCUGAUCCGAUCCCGGGUGAGGGGGGCAGAGGUCGCUCAGGCUACAGUGCUCACAUUCCUAGACAGUCACUGUGAAGUAAAUAAGGACUGGCUCCCACCUCUGCUGCAGAGAAUCAAGGAGGAUCCAACUCGUGUGGUCAGUCCGGUCAUAGAUAUAAUCAAUUUGGACACCUUCGCAUAUAUCGCUGCUUCUUCUGAUCUGAGAGGGGGGUUCGACUGGAGUUUGCACUUCAAGUGGGAGCAGCUUUCAAUGGAGCAAAAAGCAAGACGAUUGGACCCCACGGAGCCCAUUAAGACUCCUGUUAUAGCCGGUGGACUUUUUGUCAUUGAGAAGUCUUGGUUCAACCACCUGGGCAAGUACGACACGGCCAUGGACAUCUGGGGUGGAGAGAACUUUGAGAUCUCGUUCCGCGUGUGGAUGUGCGGCGGCAGCCUGGAAAUAAUACCCUGCAGCCGAGUGGGACACGUGUUCCGGAAGAAACAUCCCUAUAUCUUUCCAGAGGGCAACGCCAAUACUUAUAUUAAAAACACUAAGCGCACAGCUGAAGUUUGGAUGGAUGAAUUCAAAAACCAUUAUUAUGCAGCACGGCCGGCUGCUCAAGGGAGACCGUAUGGAGACAUCCAGAAGCGAUUGUUACUCAGGAGGACGCUGAAGUGCCGCUCCUUCAAAUGGUACUUGGAGAAUGUGUAUCCGGAGCUCCAGAUCCCAGCCGAAUCCUUAUCUAAAUCAGGAAUAAUCCGGCAGAGGCAGCGAUGCAUCGAGUCUCAGAAGUCAGAAGGAACUGAUCCCCCAUCUCUGAAUUUAGUCCCGUGCAGCAGCCUUAAAGGGGUUUCUUCACAAUCUCAGGAAUGGGUAUAUACUCAGGUUCAGCAGAUCAGCCAGGGGCAACUCUGCAUGUCAGUGCACACUUUAUUCCCGGGAACGCAAGUUGUACUUUUGCCCUGCAAGGAAGGAGAUGGGAAACAGAGAUGGAGCAAAGUGGCUUCCCAUAUUGAGCACAUGGCGUCUCGCUUCUGCCUGGAUACAGAUAUUAUAGGAGACACGGAGGAAAGUAGAGAAAUUGUGAUCAACCCAUGUGAGACCACGGCCAUCAGUCAGCGCUGGGAGAUGGUGCUCCACGAUUUAAACUAAGAAGACCAACAUAAAUGGGAGCCUCAAGAACCCAACAGCUUACAAUUCAAGGCAAACUCAGGCUUAGGGGGAAAAGAAGGAGAAUCCAGAAUGGAAGCAGUAGAUAAAAUAACCAACUAGCAAUUCACACGCUUUCUCGCUGGGUUCUACAGAAAGUUCUGAUGAUGUUCCCAUGUCACUGAGGCAAUGAAAAUGGGAUAAAUAUGUCUCCGCUUGGCAGGACAGAAGCACACGAUUAGUAGGAUAAGGCAGCAGAAAUCAGCACAAAGGGUUAAAGCAGUCUAUGCUCAUUUAUUGACCUCCUUUACCCUCAUCAUUCCCAGAAUGGAGUUACUUUUCUAAUCUGUAGUUUCUGUAGCCAAAAGUCUGUAGUUUAUUUUGGAA